AUGGUAGAUAUCGUCCCUAACCAACCUUCGGGCAUUAUAAAAAGGGGGUAUUCCCGUCCCUUCAUCCAAAUUACGAGAGGAGCUCCAUUUCCUUACGAAUACGAAGACAUCUCACCGCCAACUCAAAAAGCUCAACCGAAGAGACAGCAAACUAAAGAAUCUACAAGUCUGUCAGUAGAGCAGGCCAGUAUUGGAGUGUGUGGACAGUUGUUGCUGUUAUUCGCCUACUUGAUCAUCCUUCUCACCUUCCCCUUCUCUCUUCUCGUUUGCAUCAAGGUAAUACAAGAGUACGAGAGAGCGGUUAUUUUCAGACUGGGAAGGAUAGCUAAAGGCGGUGCUAGAGGACCAGGUCUGUGUUUCUACCUACCAUGUUUGGACGAGGUGACCGUUGUUGACAUGAGGACUUUAUCCUUUGCUGUACCACCCCAAGAGAUUCUUACCAAAGACUCGGUGACAGUGUCUGUGGAUGCAGUAGUGUACUUCAGAAUCAGUUCAGCUGUAGCUAGCGUCUGCAAUGUCGAGGGCGUCCAAAAGAGUACCAGACUAUUAGCACAGACGACGUUGCGAAACAUUCUCGGUACGAAGAGUCUGAGUGACCUGUUGGCAGAAAGAGAGUCUAUAAGUCAUGAUAUGCAGCACUCAUUGGACCAAGCCACAGACCCUUGGGGUGUUGUAGUAGAGCGUGUUGAGAUCAAAGACGUGAGGCUGCCGACUAAUUUACAACGUGCAAUGGCAGCAGAAGCGGAAGCCUUUAGAGAGGCUAAAGCUAAGGAAAUAGCAGCGAAUGGGGAAAGAAAUGCGGCGCAUGCUUUGAGAGACGCUUCAGACACUAUGAUGCAGUCACCUUGUGCAAUCCAGCUCAGAUACCUCCAGACGUUAACGACAAUUGCAUCAGAACAGAAUUCAACUAUAGUGUUUCCUGUACCCGUCGACUUAAUGGGGACCAUCCUCGCCAAACCAAAGCCAAAACAGCAAAAUAGAGACGUUCGAGCUGACCCUCUGACUGAAACAGGAGCUAUAUUGGAGUAAACAAUUAUUACGCUUUCAGUAGCUCAGUGGCAGAGUCCGGUAGCGGGUAGCGGUUGCGUCCACCAAUCCUUAGUGCCACAAUUGUAACAAACUAUAGGAUAGUAUUUGCUGAGUGCUGACAACUGUUAGUUGCAGAAACCAGUUUCACGAAAAUCAAUGUGAAUUUGUUAUCUUGGAAUACGGUUUGAUCAAUAUUAGAGGUUAUAACACUUACCAACCAGCUCGGUAGAAUUUCUAAUUGUUUGGAGUUCUCGAUUGUUUGUUGGUAAGCAGUAAACAAUUUGGAAAACUCUGUUAUAUACGAUACGAUAAACGAUGUUUUGCAUUUACGAAGAAGUCCAUUUAUUUU
Molecule: messenger RNA, 1378 nt
Organism: Bolinopsis microptera
Lineage: Eukaryota; Metazoa; Ctenophora; Tentaculata; Lobata; Bolinopsidae
Product: band 7 protein AGAP004871-like
Exons: 11
Coding region: 1-1029 (342 amino acids)
Cellular component (GO): plasma membrane
Source: RefSeq, a predicted model, not a curated record